AUGUCGACCGCAAAGCGACCCUCCUACGCAGCAACAGCAUCGGCAGCAGCGGUAUCAGGAUCGACUGCACCAGGCGGUGAUCUUGGUGGCAGGCGUGGGGGAGCUACCAACAGCGGCGAAGUUUCCCACAGGACCAUCCGGGACGCUGUGAGGGCGCAUGCCCCGAAGGAAGAAGGAGGGUUCUUGGGCGUGGAUGAGUACGUGGUUCACCUUUACGACAAGUACGCCGAGGGAGGAGGAAUGCUAUCCAGGAAAACCUUCGCCCAGGUGAUUGCUGAGAUCCUGGGGCAGGAUGGACUGACCGCCAUGGAGCUGGACGAUGCUUUCGACUGGUUUCAGAAGGCUUCCGGAGUGCAGGGAGGCAUCUCCGUAGAUGCGUUUUUGGAAGGAAAUCUGAUGAGCGAGGACGAGAGGAGGGAGACGGCAGGAAAGCUCCGGUCGAAGAUCAAGAAGAAAUUCGGGAAAAGGGACGACCAGCUGCGGGAGCUGUUCGACUUCAUGGCGGAGCCCAACCGAGGGGAUCACGCGAGCGCUCGGGUGCUGUGCGAGGUCGUGGACGAGUGGCUCAAGGUGGAUAUCGCGGAGCCGGAAGCUAUCUCUGUGCUGCAGAUGAUGGACCUGGACAGGGAUGGAGCGGUAUCCGUGGAUGAUUUCAUGGGCUUCAUGGGACCGCAAGGGGAGGAGGUUGUAGAGGCAACCAGUCUGGCAGCAAGACUAGGAUCUGCCAUCGUCGACAUAGAGGUUUCGACGUCUAAAGACCAAGAGCAUGAGCUGGAACAGAGUGGAUACAAGGUGGUCGACGCAAACGUCAAUGCUGGAACCCUAGGGCCUCCAAUUCAUGUCUGGUACCGCCGCCUGAAACACGGAGGAGCGGGCAUGCGGUUGAAGCCUCUGGUGGACGUGGUUGUAGACCACAAAAACGUCAACUCUGCUCUGGUGGUUGAUGGCUAUCAGUGCAUCGAUCGCAGCCUCAGCAAGCCCAACGCCUUUACAGGGACGCAGGCGUUCCGAGUGGCAUCGACGCUCACCGAUGAGAAGCGGAAGAUUGAGUUGAGCAAGAACGUGCGGAGGCAGAUCCGACAGUACGUCGCACCCGCUGAGGCGUCUGAGCAGACCAAAGGGCCAGUCGAGUAUGCGGCCAUCUUCAACAAACACGACCCGAAAGGGCGAGGGUUCCUCAGCCAGGCGCAACUCCGGCACCUCCUGAAGGGCGUGGGGCUCAACGUCGAGAACAAAGAUCUGAAGCUGUUGUUCGGCAGGAUUGACCACGACGCCACCAAUAGUGUCUCCAGGGACGAAUUUCUAAGCUUUGUAGCGUUGACCGAGGAUGAGCUAGACGAGGUGUGCGACAAGCUCCGGAGGAAGUUUGGAGCGGGGAUUUUUUCUGCCGCGGGAGCGUCAAGGAAGGAGCAGAUAAAGGGUCUCCGGCGACGCUUCGCUCAGGUGGACGAGGACGGGACCGGGGUGCUCACGCGGGAGCAGUUCAGCGAAAUGCUAGCAGGCGUGGGGAUAUAUCUCACAGCACAUGAGCAGGAGCGCGUCAAGGAAAGGUUCGACGCCAAUGGCGAUGGGCGUAUCGACCUGCUGAACUUCCUCAACUUUUUCCUCACGCGGGACCGGAAGGAGAGGAGGCGCGCUGCGAGAGUGACUCGAGCCCUAGAAGCUAUCAGGGAGGACGCUCUGCACAAGCAGGUCGACAAGAUCAAGAAGCAGACUAUCGGUCACAUUGACAGCGGCACAGCGUGGCAGGACUUGAGGAAGCGCCAUAUCAAAGCGUACAAGAAGGCGUUCCCGAACUACCUCACCGUCGAUGAUGUCGGCCAGGCCCUGGAAAGACUGAACAUCAGGCUGUCCCAGCGGGAGCUCCACCAGACGGUGAUGCGCAUGGCGCCGCUCGGAAACGGCCACGUGAGCGAGGAAGAUUUCCACCAUCUCAUCGCGGUGCCCCCGAGGGACAUCGGGAUCUUGCUGAAAAUGGUCGAGAAGGAGGCCAUUCCUAGCCUCAUCGAGGCAUACAGGCGCGUCCGGCAUUGCCAGCAUCGCAAGGUUUUCCAGGAGGUUGUCGCGCAUGGGGGCACCGCCGCGGUCGCGGAAGCAGCGUCGCUCGGCGCCACGUUCAACGUUGGAGCGAGCCUGAACUUCAAUGCUGCCGGUGGUAACCUGGGCUGUGGCGGUACGGAGCUACACAGGCCUCGGACAGCUGGGGGAUCCCCCUCUCGCCUUGGCCGUACCGCAGGCGGUCUAGCUGUGGGGGAAUCCACGGCACUACUCACGCCCCUUGCGAAGGGAGGUGCGAUUGGAGGCAUUUCUAUGUCGGGGACGGGAAUGUGGGACGGAGAUGCUGAAGACCCAGCCCUCAGGGAGGACUUCACGAAGCAGCUGGAAGCCCUGGUGAAGGCGAUCAGGCCGGACGACCAGGACUUCACGACCAUCGAGCACAUUCGGGACGGUCUGGCUGGGCAUAAGGGGAACAAGCUUGAUCGAGACGGCAUACACGAGACUGAGUGGGCCCACCUGGCACAGCUCGUGGGAGCAGAGGAACCCGAGCACAACGUCGUCGAUGCUCACGCUUUCCUGGAGGGACUGUGCGGGGAGUGUCUGGAAGAGCACGAGAGCACCAAGGCGGUAACGCUGGAGGACAUCGCGCACACGGAGGAGGAAGCGCUGAAUCUGGUGUGCGAGGACCUGGUAAAGAUGAUCCACGAGGAAGCAAGGGUUGACGUAGGUGAAGACGGAUUCGGAGGAAAUGGUCCCGAACACGACGAAAUAUUUGGCGACGACGCGGGAGGCAACGAUAAGGCUGAGAAGAUGGACUACUCGAAGCCGUUCAAGCUGUUCGAUGAGAAGGGCCUGGGCAUCAUCCCGGUCGACCAGUUCAGGGUGAUGCUCUAUCGUCUACACGUUAACUCGCUUCUGCGGGAGCGGCAGGUGGUGGCCCUGAUAGACCGCUUCGACGUAGACCGCAAGGGCGAGGUUACGCUGGAGGAUUUCAUCGCCUUCGCGCAAAAGAAAACAUGGGGCCAAGACGUGGCAACCGACCCCUUCAAUGCUCUGCUCGGAGCCACAGCGAAUGAGUCGGUGUCGAAAACCGCAGCCGGGGCUGGUGGCGGGAAGGCGGCGGAGUCAGCCACCGGGGAAAUUUCCGACUCCGAUGGCGAAGACGCUAGAUUCCGUGGACUCCGAGUGACUGGGAGCAAGAGGGGGGACGCGCUCGCCGUUCUAAUCAUGUCACAGCUCCGAAAAUCCUUUCCAAACAAGCCCCAAGAGGCCAAGCAAGAGCUGACGGAGGGGCUGCGAGCGCUGGAUCACCGCGGAGAGAAUCGGUUGCCAGUCGCGGAUAUCGUUACGGCCCUGAAGCGCAUGGGGAUCGAGCUUCUCCUCAAGGAGAGGGAGAUUGAGAGGGCGCUACGCGCGUUCGAGGUGGACAGCAAAUACACUGAUGGAGCCUCGGUCAAUGGCAUCAUCAGUGGUGGCGGUGGUGGUGACACAAGCCGCGAGGUUGAGUUUUCGUUGCUGAUCGAUGGCGUCGGCAGGGCCUGGAGAGCGGAAGAUCUUUACGACAAGCAGCACUCACUCACGGGGAACGCUAGAUUGGACAGGAAGGUGGUGCGCCUCCAGCGGGAGUUCCGUUCGAUCUCUACCACAAAAUCCACCAACCCCAAGACGGGGGUGGUCACGUACUCCUACAAAAUGGGGAAGGUUUUCCGAAAGCUUGACGUGGAUGGCGACGGGACUGUCAGCUCUUUGGAGUUCAAGAGGGGUCUGAGGAAACUCAGGAUCGGUGACUACCUCGCCGAGAGGGACGUGCGAAGGAUUUUCCGAUCUUUCGACCGAGGCCUCAGCGGUAGCGUCGACUACCACGAGUUCUGCGACUUCCUCCUCCACGGCGCCGUUGUCAGCGGUAAACCCCAGAACACUCCGAAAGGGCGACGACACCACCACCACCACCACCACCACCACCGACGCCCGCACACCGGCGGAGGGUACGGGUUUUUGUCCUCGAACGGACACAGGAGUUCCCGUCGCAGGCGGCGACGUCGACUCCACCGCCGAUAUGGAUCGGAGGGCGAUGGCGGGGAGAGCGAUAGCGGGAGCUACUUGGGAGGUGGCUUCUACUACGGUUACGACAGCGGCAGCGGGGACGGGCUGUUCGAGGCCCCACCCGACCCGAUCAUGGACGCGGCGAGACUGGCGAUGGAGACCUUUGCGCCGUCGGGGGAGCGACAGCAACGUGUGCGGGACUACUUCCGGGGCAAGGAUAGGAACGCCUCGGGGAAGAUAUCCGAGAGGAAUUUUCACCGGUUCUUGAUUCGUUCCGGGGUAGAGAAUACGCUCGGAGGCGACGGCGCUUGCGGCCUGAUAGAAAGGAUGGACCCCAGAGCGACCGGUUACAUCCGUUACAACAAGUUCCUUGACAAGGUGUUUGACAAGCCCGCGGUGCCGGCACCGGCACCGGCAGCCGAAGAGCCGAAACAGGAAGGAGACAAGAAGGCCAAGGGCGAAGAGACGGCCCCCAUCCUCCAUCGUAUCCAGGAGGCAAUACUUCAGUCCCUGUCGAGAAAUCGCCCGUACCACGGGAUGUUCCGGCUUUCCGACGACACUGGCUCUGGUCUGGUGACGCUCGACGUUCUUCGGCAUAGCCUCAACAUGCUAGGAUCCAGACUGACUCAGCACCUCUGCAAGAGGCCGGCCCUGACGCCGUACGCGGGGGGCGGGGUGUUGUCAUGGCCUCCCCCGGUCGUGCUCCCGUCAACGGACUUCGCUGCUGGAAUGAUGUCGCUCGGGCAGCCCGGGAGGGGUGGUGGUGCUGAUCGCGGGGACCCCGUGCUCGAAGAAGUUGCUUCAAGGGUUAGACAUCGGGUCUUGGAGAAGACGCAGCUGUGGGGACCCAGCUUCAGCCUCUCACGCCAGUUCGAGUUUCACGACCCCCGCAACAGGGGCAUGGUGACAGAAAAUGACUUUUCGUCGGUGAUGGAGCAGCUAGGUGUGUAUCUCUCCGGCCAGGAGACCGAACACCUGAAACGCCUUUUCGACAGGUACGGCGAUGGAGCGAUCGACUACGGCGACUUCUGCCAGCGCAUCAUGUUCGACCGUCAGGGCAUGGAGGCGCUCGCGGGCAAGGUUAACACGCGCUUCAUGGAACUCAGGCGGAGGGGCGUGGACACUAGGUCUGCGUUUGACAUGUACGACCUCAGCAAGACGGGAUUCGUUACCCGCAGAGACUUCCGGGAGGCAAUGAGGAAGCUACAGAUACCGGUUACCGAGCACCAGCUCCAGUCACUCUGCUCGAGGUUCGGGAGGCUGGGGGACCCGGACAGCGUCAGCUACGAGGACCUCUUCUUCUUCGCGCAGUCAGCCAUGCCAGAACUUUCCACGACAAGCGGUGGGCGAGCUGCGGUUGACGGCAGCGGAUAUGACGGCAUCAGAGGAGCAGGAAGUGGGCCGAUUCUGGCAAGGGACAACGUGCAAAGGUGGUACAGCAGAGUAGCGUCGGACGAGGAGAAGAGGCUCUUUGACUCCAUUUACGGACGCCUUCGAAGUUUCAAGCACCAGCAAGAUGUGGGCCUCAAGAGGGCGGCCCCGCCAGACCUGGUGAAGAGAGAUGCUAUGGACGCGCAGGUCAAGUCUCGCUAG
Molecule: messenger RNA, 5634 nt
Organism: Ectocarpus siliculosus
Lineage: Eukaryota; Phaeophyceae; Ectocarpales; Ectocarpaceae
Source: the annotation of a GenBank genome assembly